This is a messenger RNA of Angiostrongylus costaricensis, 753 nucleotides long. The record is from the annotation of a GenBank genome assembly. Lineage: Eukaryota; Metazoa; Nematoda; Chromadorea; Rhabditida; Metastrongylidae.
AUGCAUUUUGGGGCUUACAUUCCAGACCAUGGAGCGGAAGAUCGUUUGCCUGGAUUGUUUUAUUUGUCAGGGUUGACCUGUACUCAUGCAAACUUUAUGGAGAAAUCUGGUUUUCAGAAGUACGCUAGUGAAUACGGAAUAAUUGUCGUUCAUCCUGACACCUCUCCAAGAGGAGUUGACUUGCCAGGAGACAGCGAUUCAUGGGAUUUUGGAAAAGGAGCAGGAUUUUAUGUGGACGCUACUGAAGAGCCUUGGUCCAAGCACUAUAACAUGUACAGCUAUAUUACUAAAGAGCUACCGGAAUUGGUUCAGCACUUGCUUCCAAUCGAUUUGAAAAGAUUAGGGAUCUUUGGACACUCUAUGGGAGGUCAUGGUGCAAUUUCUAUUGGAUUGAAAAACCCUGAUUUGUUUCAAUCGAUUUCUGCUUUUGCACCUAUUUGUCAUCCAAUGAAUUGUCCAUGGGGUCAGAAGGCAUUCAAACUGUACCUCGGUGCUGACACAAAACAGUGGGAACAGUACGAUUCGUCAUUGUUGUUGAAAAGCUACAAUGGACCACCAAGAAAACUCCUUGUUUAUCAGGGAGCCGCUGAUAGGUUCUUAGCUCAAGGACAACUACAACCGGAAUCACUGAUGUCAACAAAUCCAGUAACGGUGGAUGUACGGACGCAACCCGGAUACGACCAUAGUUAUUUCUUUAUCGCAACUUUCAUGGAGGAACACAUCAAGUUUCAUGUAGCUGCUCUAAAGCAGUAA